AUGCCAAUUAUAUUAGAUCAACCUGAAUCAGAUUCUCAUACGAGCACUUCGAGAAAUUUAAACAUGUUAGAUUUAGUUAAUAAACCUUCCGAUUACAACAAUACCAUAGAACAAAAUUUUUCAGAAGGAAUUCAUCUGGAUAUAAGAGAUUUAGAUGAAGAAAACAAAUUACAUAAAAGUGAAAAUAUCGAUGGAGAAUUCAAAAAGGAUUGGAACUUGCAAAAAUAUGUACCUGAUGAUAUGUUUGAAAAUGAUAAAAUAGAUAAUUUCUCUUGCAGUGCAUUCAAAGGAAAAAAAAAUGAUUUAAAUAAAUAUGAUUAUAAAAAAAUAAAAAAAAAAGAUAAAACAAAUUAUAAAAAUUGUGUUAACAUGUCAACUGUGAACUUUUCAAACAACGAUUUAAACACGAGUGAAGUUUUUUUAAAUAAACAGUGUAAAGAAAAAAAUGGUGAUGGUAAAAAUAAAAAAUACUCAAACAAAUCAUCAAAGGAAAAAGCAUAUUUGAUAAAAAAAAAUUACAAACCCAUAGCUCCAUAUCCAUCAUCGAAUGAUCAAAAAUUAUCAGUGAUUCCAACCCCUGUUCCCAAAUUAAUUAAUCCUCAAGUUAAUCCGAUAUUGAUUGUUAAAAUCGAUGAUCAACAACAGCAAGGACUCAAUGAUGAAAAGCAAAAAAUGCAGGAUUAUUUAGAUUACAGUGAUAAAAGAAUACAAGAUCCUGAUUAUGUGCAAUCAUACAGUUAUGAAACAACAAUCGAUAAUGAUUACGAUUUGAAAAACAUGAAAAAUUUUAUGUCUAAAACAAAGUGUUACAAGUGUUACAAUUGUUCAUUUAUAACAUUAAGUAAAGAUUUUUUAAAUUAUCAUUUUCAAAAAAAACAAAAGUGUUAUAGUAAUAAUGAAGUUUUUCAUUGUCCAGGUUGUAAAAAUAUUUUUUUUUCAUUGACUCCAUUGAGAGUUCAUUUAGUUCACGAUCACAAAAUGCUUUCAAAAGAAGUUAAAACAAUUUUACAGAGUGUUCAAGAAGUGAGAUUUGAAGUAGAGGGAGAAAAAUCAUCUUGUAUAUUUCAAUCGAAUGAAUUUAACACCAUGAAAGAAAAUUUAUUUAAUUCAAAUUCGAUUCCCGAUUUAGAUAUGCCUAUUAAUGUCGAGAACAGGAGUGAAAUUGAAAAAACCUUUAAUGCCAUACCUCCUGAUAAGCAUGUGCCUGAUGGUAGAGAAAUAGAACGGUGUGUAAAUGGGAAAAGGCAAACAAUGUUAGAAUCAUAUUUGGAUGAUAUCAAUAACAAAGCUCCUGUUAGUGAGCAACUUCCGUCCAUUCAACCACCUCCAGCUCAUUCAGCUUCGAAUCCACUUUUAGAUCAAUCUCAUUUAAUGAUUGAACAUCAAAAUCAUGGAUAUAUUGGAAUGGCCAAUGUUUUCGAUAGCAGAGAGAACGGUGCGUACAAGGCAAACGAAUCUCACCAUUAUGAAGAUAAUGAAAACAUAAUAUUAUCAAAUGAUAAUUACCUUCAAUCCCACAUCCAAGACAUUCCGGUUAUUAAUUUAGAUGAAAACAAUUUGGAAAAAUCAAGUUCUGGAAUUUUAAGUCACGAUAUUAACAUCGAAGAUUUUUCAACUUAUCACGAAAACGAACCUCCGCCACCUCAAUUGGAUCCUGGACAAAAUCAAUGCGUACUACCACCAAAUACGGAAGAUCAAGAAGAGAAAAAAAAAUUGAAAAAAUUAGGGGUGGGAUACAGAUGUGAUAUCAACGGCUGUAAAGUUCGAUUGCAAUCUGAAAAAAAUAUUCAAUAUCAUCGAAGGUGUCACGAAGGAACAUUGUACAAUUGUCCCGAAUGUUGUAAGGAUUGUUCGACAUGGGUAUCGUUAAGCAGUCACCUUUGGCAAGCACACAAAAUCGAUAUGGAAUUGUAUAAAUGCGAUCAAUGUCCGUACAAAACGCCGAGUUAUAGCAGAUUGACAAACAUACAUCGAGGAAUCCACGGGAAAGCUCGACCGUUUUUAUGCGAUAUUUGCGGGAAAGGAUUUAAAACGGUUAAACAAAUGAGAAAUCAUAAAGUAAUAUUGUUUUCAUUGGCUUUCGAACGAAACAUACACAAAGCGAAAAUGGUUAGAAUGUCGGUUUGUCAUUGCGAAAUAUGCGGUAGAACAGUGGCGGAUAAAAGACAAUUGGAACUUCACAUUAACAACACUCAUAAGAAAAAAAAACCUUAUUUGUGUUACAUGUGUGGCUACGCAUCGGCCGUCAAACAUUCUUUGGUCGUACACAUGAGAAGGCACACAGGUGAGAAACCUUAUCAAUGUGAAAAAUGCGAAUAUAAAACGGCCGAUCACAAUGCUCUCAGACGUCACAAAAUGAAACAUAGCGGUGUCAGGAGUUAUAAAUGUAAUCAUUGUACCUACACGUGCAUACAGGCUUCCACUUAUAAAGUUCACAUAAAAACAAAACAUCCCGGUUUGGAAGCAGACGUUAUAUUCAGUUGUAGCCAGUGCAAUUUUCAAACUUUAAAUCGGGGAUCUUAUCUCUCGCACACGUCGGAACAUGAAAAUUUUAACGGUCAGGAAAUGAGAAAAUCCGCGAGGUGUAUGAAUUCCAGGCAGGAAGUACAAACGAACAUGGAUUAUUACAACAACGAAAACAAUCGUUUGGAUUUAGUGGGACCAAUUAUUUCGGAAAGGGUUGUGGAAACGAUCGUUGAUCUAAGCGGAGCUCACACCCUUUUGGAGCAAGGUGAUUAUUACAACGUUGAAAGACUCGCCGGGGAUCUUGACGAAUCCCAAGAGCUUAAAUUCAAAACGUCUGAAAUUACUUGA
This is a messenger RNA of Pediculus humanus corporis (human body louse), 2814 nucleotides long. Its product is annotated as zinc finger protein, putative. Lineage: Eukaryota; Metazoa; Arthropoda; Insecta; Psocodea; Pediculidae. The coding region runs from base 1 to 2814 and encodes 937 amino acids. The record is from RefSeq and is a predicted model, not a curated record. Gene Ontology annotation, biological process: regulation of transcription by RNA polymerase II. Gene Ontology annotation, molecular function: RNA polymerase II transcription regulatory region sequence-specific DNA binding; DNA-binding transcription factor activity, RNA polymerase II-specific. The transcript has 8 exons. Gene Ontology annotation, cellular component: nucleus.